Messenger RNA from Arabidopsis arenosa, 1152 nucleotides. NCBI's taxonomy places the organism in Eukaryota, Viridiplantae, Streptophyta, Magnoliopsida, Brassicales, Brassicaceae. The record is from the annotation of a GenBank genome assembly.
CAAAGAAAUCUUUAAACCCAUGAUCUUCUAGAUAGAACCCGUGAAAGAAUUUGAUUAAAAGUCCCAAACUUUCCAGCUUCUGACUUCAAUGGUUGUGAUGAUGAAUCGAGUUCUGGUAGCUCUAACAUUAGCUCUGUUAGCUUCGUCGGCGUUAUUACCGGUUUCCGAUGCGGCGAAGAAACCGUCUUCGGCGCCGAGAAAGGAGGAUGUUCCGUAUAUAAAGUGUCAGGUUUGCGAGAAACUAGCCUCGCGGUUACACCAGCUAGUGAAGGAGAAGCAACAACAGAUCUCUCCCAAGAAGAUCUCGGAGUAUGAGAUCAUUGAGAUUGCUGAAAAUGUCUGCAAUUUGAAGAAAGAGGAAGCUGAUUGGAUGCUUAAGAUUGACAUUGUUGAAAAAGGCGAUAAGCUUGUGCUGGUUGAGCAAGCAGAAGAAGGGAUGUGUAAUUCCAAGUGCAAGACGAUUGAGAAUGCUUGUCAAAAGGUCAUUGGUUACUCAGACACUGAUGUUGCAGAGUACAUAUACAAGUCUAAGCCUGAUCUUGUUUCCCUGGUGAAUCAUCUAUGCAAAGACCUGACCGAUGCUUGUAGCAAGAAACCUCCUCCUGUUCCUAAGGAUCGGGUUCCUGGAGAACCAUUUGUUGCAAAACCAUCAAAAGAUGCUGAAAUGGACAAGAUUUUGAGAUCUAUGCAGGGUAUGCCAGGAGCACCUGGCAUGAAGGUAUACUCUAGAGAAGAUAUAGAGAAGGGGAAUAUCGGUAAUGAAGAUGACGAUGGCGACGAUGAUGAAGAUGAGGAAGAAGAUGAAAAGUUUCCCAAGAACUUGGGAAAAGUUUUGAAAGAGAAAGAGAGUAAAACGGAAGAACUGAAGAAGACAAUCGCCAAGGAGUUCAAGAAGCAAGGUGAGGUUCUAAAGAAACAUGCUCAGAAAGUGUCGAACCGGGUCCGGAGAUGGUGGAAAGGACUUAGAACGUCUUCUUCAAAGAAACCUAAGUCCGGAAAGUCUGAGCUAUAGAAACAGUUUUAAACUGGUUUUGUCUUAAUGUACUACUCUUCUUCACACUGGCUUUUUGUAGAGUUCGUUUAGUUUCUAUAAUCUUUUGGAGAGAAUAUUGAAAGUGUUGAGACUUGAGAGACAUCAGUUCUGUGAUACAA